This is a messenger RNA of Cyclocybe aegerita, 1821 nucleotides long. The record is from the annotation of a GenBank genome assembly. Lineage: Eukaryota; Fungi; Basidiomycota; Agaricomycetes; Agaricales; Hemipholiotaceae.
AUGGCUGCUGUUUCCCUCCCGAGUAUACAUGAGAUGUUCCCAGCGCACCUCAUGCGCCGGGACCAUCUCAAUGUCACUUCGAACGAAGUACUCCGGCCGCGUCCAUCUACAUCGUCGCCUACACUAUCCUCACCGACGUGCUCCAUCGCCGAAUGCCAAUGUUCCUCCGCCUCAUCAUCCACGCUCUCAUCACCGACGGCGUCGUCGUCCACGAAGGUGCCCCCGCAUUCCCGAGCGGCGUAUUCGCAUCCACACACCCACUCAGCCGCCCAGCACCUUUCCCCUUCCGCAUCCUCGUAUAGGCCUUUCAGCAGAGAUGGUGGGCGCAGACCGAUUUCAUCGGCGAAUACCUCUAGGCAUAGCAUAUUCAGCGGCGCGCAGUCCCAUCUCCAAGCUCAAGUUCACCCACCACACGCUCACGCCCAAACGCCUGUUCCGGGUCCAAGUUCGGAGGGUGCGCCGCCCCGUGCGUGUCCAAGCUCAAGCUCAAGCUCAGGCGAGGCCCACCACCCUCAGGAGGGGCGCAGUCCAUACCUCUCCGCACAUCCCUAUCCCUACCCCAACUCCAGCCACGAGCGCGAACGACGCCCAUCCUACGCACCCCCACCGCCUUCACACCACCGUCAUCCACAUCUACCCGAACGACUCCAACACGCCAUGGACACGGCCAACACGGACGAAGACGACGCGUCGGAGGGCUCCAUCGGCGGCUCACCCAUGCCUUCAAAUCUAAAUUCUCCCACUCUGCGGAUGCAGAUGCGAACCCACCAAGGUGUACCACCACCCCACAUCGUCCCGGCACAUCUAGUACCAACGUACACUUCCGGCAUGUCGGUCAUCCCACUGAGCACUCCUGUUUUCGAGGAGGCUGCGUCGGGGAAGAAACAUGUUUGCCCGACGUGCUUCAAGCGGUUUAAUAGGCCGAGUAGUUUGAGGAUACAUUUUAAUACGCAUACGGGUGCUACGCCCUUCCGUUGUCCAUACCCGAACUGCGGCCGCGAGUUCAGCGUCAACUCCAACAUGCGAAGACAUUAUCGGAACCAUGCUUCAGGUUCCUCGUCCACUGCCAGUACCGCGUCUUCAAGUUCGAGCUCCACGUCAAACACAAAUCCGGAUCCAACGCACGACCCACGUCCUAUGACGAACCACCCCGCGAUCCCACCUCCACCCAGAGGUGGCCUGAGCGAUGCGUCUCCUGCUCCCCGCCCCGGUCCAAGCUUACCCUCGAUAUCGACUCAACCACGCACAGAGACGCCAGAAGACGAUAGCCGGAAACACAAGCGCCCUCGCACGGAGAAUGGGAAUAGGAAUGGUCCAAGUUGGGACGUACCCAACCCGAACCAGGCCGGUCGUGGACGAAACUUAAAUUGGCGUCAACCUGAAGGUGGGGAAGAAGAGGAUGAUGAUGACGGAGAGGAGGUGGAGGUGGACGAGUUGGCAGAAGAAUCAGAGGUUGAGGAGAUGGAUGACGACCGACCGCCGGCUCCACGAUAUAGGCAAUUGGGCGAACUUGAAAGUGAUUCUGCUGCGCUUUCUCGUCCAAGAGCGUUCGCAGCAGCGAGCUUGUCCCCGUCACCAUCGUCUUCAUUGUCGUCUUCGCUCUCUCCGGCGCUUUCGCCGUUUUUGGGCCCUUCUUGGCACUCGUCCCAUUCUCCCCAGUCGUCGGCUUCGUCCGUUUCCUCGUCAUCUCCUUCCGUUUCCCCGUCAGAGACGAAACCACUCUACAGCCCUUCCUCUCCAUAUUCUCUCAGCGUGGCGGAUGCCAGGGUGUCAACGGUGCUGAGACCUGCAUUCGGUCAGGUGGUGGUGGGGAGCAGGUGA